CCCUGGACUUGAUUAAAUUUGUUAACGAUGAUACUAUAAAUGAUUAUUCUUCUUUAGAUGAAUCGAAAAUCCAACGGAAAGCAUCGAUAAUACUUGCGGAAGCAUGCAUUCUGGUGCUAAAUAGAUUUGUUUAUUGUGACUACGAGAGUGAGUUUUACCAGAGGCAAUAUCAACUGUGUCGAGCCCUGGUUGAUAUUAAAGAGGCUCGUAGGGAUCUGGGAAGCCAGGAUUGGCUAGAAUGGGUGAAGCACGAACGUGAUGAAGCAUCUAUGUUCAUGGAUAAUUUCGUUAGAAGAUGGAAGUCAGCACUGAACUCAUCUGCAUUCUCUUGGAUUUUCCACCCUGACAUGCUUAAGGAUUUGGAGACUUUUGCCUCUAGUUUAUUGAAGGAUGACAUUCCAGAACCUAAAGAGAUCAGAAAAAGAAUUCAUCUUUUGCUGCAUAGAAUACAAAGCAAAUUGAUUCUACAAUUUGGGAGUCUCUUGGAAGUCACAACUAAUCAUGUUUGGGAGGUGGUGAGCAGUAUGACUGAUAUCCCAUUCGUUGAGUUUCUCCCUUCAGUUAGCGCUUUCAAGGAAACAGCCUUCCAUAAGGCAAAACAGCAGGUGGUGGAUCUUCAAGACAAGGUAAUGGAUGGAAUUUUUGAAGUUCUAGCCUUCCACCACACGAGUUCUAUGAGAAAGAUCCAUGUGACAGCCCACCGCCCAAGGGGAUUAUUCCUUUUCAAAGUAGGCCAAGAAGAUAGGUAUUAUGUAAGGGCGAUUGCCAAGGCUGUGUCUGAACAAUGGUAUGGAGAUGUGAGCAGGUUUGUAUACAUAAGCAUGUCUGAGUAUGCAGAUGACCCAUUGCUGGUGUCAAGCUCUGGUGAACUGUUAUCAAGGUCAAGUAGUAAAGUUGAGCAUUUCAAGAACACUCUAUUUGAGUUUGUGAAAAAGCGACCUUAUUCGGUGUUUCUUCUAGACAGAGUUGAUGAGGCAAGCUUAUGUGCGAAGAGUUUGUUCAAGUUUUUAUGUAAUGAGGAUGAUGCAUCACCCAGUAAUGGAGGGGGAGGGUGCUCAGUUGACUUCUCUAAGUCUAUUAUUUUCAUGACCUUGAGUAGACUUGAAGUGUUUUCGAAGGAUCAUAAAUGCUUAUAUGAAGAUGAUCCUGAAACUGUGGAGGAGGGGUUCAAGCAUGAAAUUAAUUGUUCACUAAUGUCAUCAGAAACAAUUCUCUCCAUGUCAAAAGAGCUUAAUGGGUAUGAGCUGUUGGAUUCCCUGGUUUUCGAUAGAGCUUUUGUUAUAGAUCCUCUGUCCAAUCAGAGGAAGAAGAUUGCUUGUAGGAUGUUGCUAAGGGAACUUGUUGCAGAAGUUCUUGCAGGAAGAUAUAUUGUACAUAUCUCAGAUGCUGCAUUGAAUGUGCUGCUAUACAAUUCAGGAGUGACGUCAAUUUCCACUUGCGUAGAGAGACUGAAACAAAUGUUGGUUUCAAAAGUUAGGCCCUUGUUGGCGGGUGAAGACGGAGGAGGUUAUGAUGAUUAUGCAGUUGUAGUCUAUGUGGAUGCCCUGGUUGGGAUGGGGGAACUGUCUGUUAGGCUUCAAGUGAAUAAACGAUCUCUUGCUGAUUGGUAUUUCAAGUUAGAGAACGGCACUUUUGGUAGGCUGCUAGCCAAUUUAAGGCUAAAAAUGCAAUCGGCUUACGAUUUUUUUAUGGUCCGAGAUCUGACACUACGCAAAUUGGAUAAACCUUACUUCAAACGUGUGUCAAACUGCCUGGUGCGCAUUUGCAGAUUGCUUUCAACAUUUACACCGAGUGUUGAUCCAAACUCCGCAGUUGAGAAUGUAGUAAGAACAACCGGGGUGUUAGCGUUUCAUGGAGCUGAAGAAAAGGAGAAGUUAAUGAAUGAGGAGAGAAAAUUAUCAAAGACUGAUACCAGCCCUGCAAAAGCAACUCGUAUUAUAGUUGCUGCUCUAGUAAAGAUUAUUGAUGGUCCAUUGGGAUUGGCUGUUGAUAAGCUCGCUAGUAGUAGAAAUUACCUAUUUCUAUGCCUGCAUGAUGAUGCUAAGAGGGAAUUGAUUGAAUGCCUAACUGAUUCUUUAAAAUCUUAUACUGGAGACUCUUUGUUUACAUAUGUCAAGUUGACGAAUGAUUGCAGAGGUGAAGAAGUGAAGAAGUUGCUGAUUGAAAAAGUAAAGGGGGGAUGUUAUUGUGUUUUCAUGCUUGAUGAAGUAGAACAUGCUGAUGAGGUCCUUUAUAGUAGCCUUCUAGAGAUUUUUGAUGAGGGUACUCUAUACAGCGGUGAAGAAGGUUUCACUGUUGACUUCCGGAAAGCUAUUGUUAUCCUUACAUCAAAGGUUGCCAAUGAACGUGCUAUCAACAAUCUCUUGUGUGGUCAACCGGGUGAUUCACCUCAUAUGAGUAUGAUGAAGCAGAAUGGGAAGCGAGCCAGGACCGAGUUGCUUUGCUGUGAUAAAAUAAUUCGUGGAUGUUGUUUGGGUGUUAAGCAAUUUAGGCACGAGUUGCUUCACCGGGUAGAUGAAAUAAUUCUCCUAAAUCCUAUUUCACCCGAAUAUGGUGAAAUUUGCAGACUCUCUAAAUGCAGUGUCGGGUCUGUAACACAUGCCUCUGAAGCGGUUUCGUCCCUGUUCCUCAUUAAAAUGUUUGUGGAUAAUGGUCGAUGCUUAAAUACUGCAUUUCUUGAUCAGUUGGAGGAUAUACCCACGAGAUUCCAUUUGAUUCGGGAGGUUGGAGAUACUGUUAUGUGUUAAGGACUCACAAGUAGUAUGCAGACAGAUAAUGAUCAGAUUGAUCACAAUUCUUCAAGGAAAUCUACCAGAAUAUAUACACCAAACCUCUUGGAAAUUCACUCUUCAAUCAAUUUGCAAUCAAGAUAAACCUGUUGGACAUCCAUGCUCAUCUUGAGGGGGCGUCAAAAGAAUAAAAGAUUGGACUGUUUUAUUCUGUAUUGUGCCUGUUAUUUUAACCCAUCUUAUAUUUUACAUUAGAGUAGUCUUUUAGGCCUUUAGUAUAUAUACUGUAUUUCCAAACCUAAUCCCUAAGAAUUCAUUCGUUCAUCUUCUUCAUUUGAGAUUACUGCUUCCGCGCUCUCUUCUAUCAAAUAGACAAAUACUCUUUAAAUUCACAUUUACUCAAGCUACAUCUGGGGAUAUGAGAACUUUUGAGUGGAAAUGAAUUCUUUGGUUGCGUUGAGCUACAUCGCUGAAGAGGGAAAUGGAAGAUGGGAGGAUGCAAUAAAGGAAAUGUUACUCCUUUCGAAUAGGAAAAUGGUUUCUUUGACGCAGGUAUGACGUGAAGGAAAUUGAACGCCCCAUCAUUUGGGAGUUCAAUCUCCGGUCCAGCCUAUUCCUUUUAAUUCUAGUCCUGUUAGAAAAGCUUAUCUUAUAGAUUUUUUGGAAUUCCUUCUUUUAGAUUUAAUUAUUAAAUAUAUCAUUUCUGAUUGUAUUUUGAGAGGUACGCCCUUUCUGGAGUGGUUUCGAUAUACCUGCUGCCCCUUUUGUAAUUAUUUUAUUUUAUCAAAAUCCGACAAAUGUUCCUGACAUUUACCCGGCCUACCGAUGGGUGGUUUGCCUAUCGAGUAAAGGAAAAGAUCCAAACGAUGCCUUCCUCCGAAUAGGAGCAAAAUACAUUUUCUCCAAAGUCCAAACUAAUGUUAAUAGAUUAAAUAAUAUUUAUAUGGCCACAUCUCGAAAUAGUUAUUAUAUAGCAAUGUAAUUAGCCUUUAUAAGCAUUGAGUAAAUUUCAUAGUACGGGUUAAAUAUAACUUCUCAAAAAUACUUCUUUAAAAUUCUUAUAUAUAGUCCAAAUAACAUUUAUAGCUUAAAAUAACAUUUUUUGAAAUACUUA
Messenger RNA from Cuscuta europaea, 3843 nucleotides. NCBI's taxonomy places the organism in Eukaryota, Viridiplantae, Streptophyta, Magnoliopsida, Solanales, Convolvulaceae. The record is from the annotation of a GenBank genome assembly.